UGCUAUUUGCUUUGAGAUCCACCUGAUCACAUGAACCACAAAUGGUUCCUCCUACUUAUGCUCCUCCUCCUUCUUCCUUUCCUUUUAAUCUCUUCUCUCCAAGUUUUCCUCUCAUGAGUCAUUUUGAGGGUUUCCAUAAUAAUAACAAUACUAACAAUAAUUCUCAUCAUCUCUUUCCUCUUCAAGAUCAUGAUUCAACAACAACCAACCAAAACUCUUCUACUUCUAAGGAUCUAACUCUUCAUGACUCCGCCGCCGUUGCCGAUAAGGGUUGGCUUCGUCUCAGCGUCGGUGCUACCACCCCCGACGUCGUCGUCCACCAUCACCACCACCAUCAUCAACAACCGCCAGGUUUUCGCUUGGGCUUGACCGAGCUUGAUUUAUUGCCCUCUGACGGGGUUUCAAAAUCGAAUGAGUCGUCGUUGGGUGUCGUCGGAAAUUUUUCUCCUUCUCCAGCGUUGGUUUUGCCUCCACCGCCGCCAGCGGAGCUUAAUUGGACGUUUAGACCUAUUUCAUCUCAUAACUCUUCUUCUUCUAAUUGUUCUUCUUCUUUUAUUCCUUUUGGUCCAUAUUUUUCAACUCCCUUUCAACUCCACCCUGGACUUGAUUUAGUCGCUGCCACAGCCGCCGCCGCCGGAUCUAGCUCCGGUGCUGUUAGGGUUAUCGACCCUCCUCGCCGCCCUCAUUCCGGGAUUUGGUUUUCUCUUCAACCUUUGGAAUUAAACCAAGGAAAACAACCAGUGUUGCCUCACAGAUCCAGCUACUUGAGAAUCAAGGAUGGAAAGAUGACAGUUCGAUUACUAAUCAAGUACUUGAUGAAAAAGCUCAGAUUGGACAAUGAAUUAGAGAUUGAGAUGAGAUGUAGAGGGGAAAAGCUUGAAGGUUGCUUGACAAUGCAGCAUAUUAGAGAUAAAAUUUGGUGCUCUAAAGACUCAGCUCUUACCACUUUGCUUCCUAAUUCCUCAACUAUUGAUCACAUUAUGGUUCUUCACUAUGCCAUUAUUCCUCCAACCCCUAAUUCUCCUAAUUCUCCUAAUUCUCCUUCUUAAUUAAUUCCUAUAAUAUAUAUAAUCCCAUUAUUAUCACCAUAUUAUAUCAUUAUUAUUUCUCUAAUUAAUCUAAAUAUAUCUAAUAUCUUUUCCCCCUCCUUCAAUUUCAUUUUAUCCCAACAUCCAAAGAUAUCCUUAGCUAUGAAUCCGAUGGUUUUUCUGACUUUAAUUAGUUUACAUUAUAUUAUUUACCCCCACGCACACCAUCCCUUUCUUAGUUUAGGAAUUAAGUUAUGAUCAUAUAUAUCACAUCCCCACCUUUUCCAUCUUAAUUGUAAUUAUCGUUUUCUCAUCUAUAAUUCAACUUAUCGUUCCUCCAAACAUUCUUUGUUUGUCACUAAUUUAAUUGUUAUGUCUU
Cucumis melo (muskmelon) is the source of this 1407-nucleotide messenger RNA. Its product is annotated as protein LAX PANICLE 2. NCBI's taxonomy places the organism in Eukaryota, Viridiplantae, Streptophyta, Magnoliopsida, Cucurbitales, Cucurbitaceae. Bases 42 to 1049 code for a protein of 335 amino acids. Gene Ontology annotation, biological process: multicellular organism development. The transcript is spliced from 4 exons. The record is from RefSeq and is a predicted model, not a curated record.